CGGGGACCCCCGGCCCCGCGCGGCGGUUUCAAGGUCCCCCGGGCCGGGCCGAGGCGCAGCGCGGGGCCGGGAUGGCGGCGGGGCGGUGACAGCGGGCAGCAUGUACGGCAAAGGGAAGGGCUGCGCCGUGCCGUCCGACGGGCAGGCCCGGGAGAAGUUGGCGCUGUACGUCUAUGAGUAUCUGCUGCACGUGGGAGCACAGAAAUCCGCUCAGACCUUCCUGUCCGAGAUCCGAUGGGAGAAGAACAUCACAUUAGGAGAACCGCCGGGAUUCCUGCACUCCUGGUGGUGUGUCUUCUGGGACCUCUACUGUGCAGCCCCCGACCGCCGUGAGACGUGUGAGCACUCGAGUGAGGCCAAAGCUUUCCAUGACUACAGCGCAGCGGCGGCUCCCAGCCCGGUGAUGGGGAACCUUCCCCCCAGCGAUGGCAUGGCGGGGGGGCCCAUGGCUCCAGGCUUCUUCCAGGCCCCUCCAGGCUCGCAGCCAUCUCCGCACGCUCAGCCUCCUCCCCACGCCCCCAAUGCCCCCAUGAUGGGCCCCCGGGGGUCCUGCUAUGCCCUGACCCCCCCUGACCCCCCCAUUCCCCUGCAGCCACCCGUGGGUGUCCCCGGCUCUCAGCCGCUGCUGCCCAACGCCAUGGACCCGGCCGCAAGGGCACAGGGGCAUCCAAAUAUGGGGGGCCCAAUGCAGCGCAUGAACCCCCCCCGAGGCAUGGGAGGCAUGGCACCACAGACCUACGGCAGUGGGAUGCGCCCCCCCCCCAGCUCGCUGGCCGGCCCCGGCAUGCCUGCCAUGAACAUUAAGGGACCGUGGGGUGUGGGGGGGGGGGGCACAGGGACAGGGAUCGCCUAUUCCUCCUCAUCCCCCGGGAACUACGUGGGUCCUCCCGGUGGUGGCGGCCCCCCCGGCACCCCCAUCAUGCCCAGCCCUGGUGAUUCCACCAACUCCAGUGAGAACAUGUACACCAUGAUGAACCCCAUCGGGCCGGCGGGGACCCGGCCAAAUUUCCCAAUGGGGCCGGGGCCGGAGGGGCCCAUGGGUGGCAUGGGUGGCAUGGAGCCCCAUCACAUGAACGGAUCCUUAGGUGGGUGCCACCCCCCCCCCACCCAAAAUCCAUUUAACCCCCCCAUCAAGCAAGGUGCUCCCCCCCCAUCCACCUCCCCACUGGGACCAGCGCAGCAGCCUCAUCCCGCAGCCCAUGAGCUCCAUCUUUCUAUGUAG
Molecule: messenger RNA, 1222 nt
Organism: Coturnix japonica (Japanese quail)
Lineage: Eukaryota; Metazoa; Chordata; Aves; Galliformes; Phasianidae
Source: RefSeq, a predicted model, not a curated record